UUGUUAGGUCGUAAUUUUUAAAAUCAUGUGAAGGUAUAUUUCAACAUGUAUCCUUUGACUAGCAUGUUUUUUUCUUUUAAAAAGGGAUUUCCUUGUAAGAGUUACAAUUUCCUUGCUCACUGGAAUUAUAUAGCGGUAAAUGAUUACUUGAAUAGUAAGUAGAAUAUACCAUCAUUCCAAUUGAAAAUUUUAAACUUGCAAAAUUUUUAUCUUACAAAUUUUGACAAUUUAAAUAAAUCCUCGUAAAUAUUUUAACAUAUUUAUUCAUGCAAUCCCGGAACUCGAAUCUUUCACCAAACUUAUACCAACAAUUAUUAAAAUGACGAAAGCAUAAGAACCUUGCUGCUUAACUAAUCUCUCAACUUUCUAAUUGAGAAUGGCCACACUUAAUGUGUCUCCUUUAAUGAAAUCACAAAUUCUCUUGAUCCUACUUUCUUAACUUGCAGAACUGAAGUUGUAUAUAUGCAAACAGCUGUGCCCUUAUCGCUUUGCUUCAUUUCAAUCCUCUUCUACUAGUCAAUUUGGUCAAGUAUCUUUUGAAGUUGAAAAGAGUUAUAAUGGGGAGCAUAGAUGUUGCCCAAGGAAGCUCAUCAAAGAAGCCCAACCCUGGGAAAGCUACUAUUCUGGCACUUGGCAAGGCCUUUCCUCACCAGCUUGUCAUGCAGGAGUUCCUGGUUGAUGGGUAUUUCAAGAACACCAACUGUGAUGAUCCAGACCUCAAGCAGAAGCUCACCCGACUCUGCAAGACAACAACUGUGAAAACAAGAUACGUGGUCAUGUCAGAUGAUAUUCUAAAGAAAUAUCCAGAGCUCGCCAUUGAAGGUCUUCCGACUGUAAAGCAGCGGCUUGACAUCUGCAAUAAUGCAGUAACAGAGAUGGCCAUUGAAGCCUCAAAAGCUUGUAUUCAGAACUGGGGGAGACCAGAAUCAGACAUAACCCACUUAGUCUACGUCUCAUCCAGCGAAGCCCGGCUGCCAGGGGGGGAUCUUCACCUCGCAAAAGGCCUAGGACUCAGCCCGGAAACUCACCGCGUCUUACUCUACUUCAUGGGCUGCUCCGGCGGCGUGGCAGGUCUUCGCGUGGCAAAAGAUAUCGCAGAGAACAACCCUGGAAGCAGAAUCUUGUUAGCCACAACUGAAACCACCAUUAUUGGCUUCAAACCUCCGAGUGCCAACCGGCCAUAUGAUCUCGUCGGUGUUGCACUCUUCGGUGAUGGAGCCGGAGCCAUGAUAAUUGGCUCGGACCCAGUUGCAGAAACUGAAAACCCUUUGUUCGAGCUUAACACGGCAAUCCAGAACUUCUUGCCGGACACAGAAAAGACUAUAGACGGGAGGCUGACAGAAGAAGGGAUAAGCUUUAAACUCGCAAGAGAGCUUCCUCAGAUAAUUGAAGAUAACAUAGAAGGGUUCUGUGAGAAGUUGAUGGGAGUUGUUGGAUUCACUGAGAAGGAUUACAAUAAGAUGUUCUGGGCAGUUCAUCCCGGAGGUCCUGCAAUCUUGAAUCGGAUUGAGAAGCGGCUUGAAUUGUUGCCAGAGAAACUGAGCUCUAGCAGGCGAGCUCUGAUGGAUUAUGGCAAUGCUAGUAGUAAUACAAUUGUGUAUGUGCUGGAGUACAUGAUAGAAGAGAGCAAGAAGAUGAAGAUGGAAGAAGACAAGGAAGGUGAUGAGUGGGGAUUGAUAUUAGCUUUUGGACCUGGAAUUACAUUUGAGGGAAUUCUUGCAAGGAACCUGACAAUCUGAGAAUAAUAAUGGAGUCAAGUGGUCGAAAAGUUCGUUUCUUUGAUUUCCCUUGAUUAGUUAAAAAAAAAAAGGCCUGAAAAAAUGUCAACUUUAAAACUUGAUGGACUCCCCUGUCCCAUUUGAUGUCUUAAACCAAUCCGAAAAA
Messenger RNA from Carica papaya (papaya), 1884 nucleotides. RefSeq names its product Chalcone and stilbene synthase family protein (gene LAP5). Gene Ontology annotation, biological process: polyketide biosynthetic process. The record is from RefSeq and is a predicted model, not a curated record. Lineage: Eukaryota; Viridiplantae; Streptophyta; Magnoliopsida; Brassicales; Caricaceae. Gene Ontology annotation, molecular function: acyltransferase activity, transferring groups other than amino-acyl groups.